GUAUGAACGUCAGGCUAUAAAGACAACGCUGCUCACACCCAUUUACCAGAGAAGUGGUGGUUCACGUUUUGACGUGCGGUAAUAUUCUGGAGCACCGCCCUUUUUUGUCUUUAAGCUCGGGAAGCGUUUCUCCGACUCCCUUCAGCUGUUACGAUGGGCCUUUUUCCUUCUUGUUCCAAUGAGGUCCUUUCGGCGGCCUUGGUCCUGCUGUUCCUCUCAUCUACUGCUUUGUGUGAGUGCCCAACUCCAAGUCUACCCAACCAUUCUUCAUUAAAAGGAGGAGAAGGCCUAGCAGAUACCUAUCCUGUUGGAACUCGUCUGCAGUUAGAGUGCAUCACAGGUUAUGAAUAUAUACCUGGAAAAGCUCGUAUUAUUAGCUGUCUUGACACUAAUCAGUGGUUAGAUGUUCCUGAACUUUGUCAAGGAAGGCGAUGUCCAACUCCACAUAUAGAAAAUGGCAGAAUAGUGUCCUCGAAUGACCUGCGGCUUGGUGAUCAAGUAACCUUUGGUUGUGAUUUUGGGUUCAGAAUAAUAGGUGAAUCCUCCCUUCAGUGUGUUUUGAGAUCGGGCAAAGUUGACUGGAAUAGAGAACUUCCACAUUGCCAGCGUAUUCCUUGUAAUCGCCCUCCUUUAAUUUCCAAUGGAAGGUAUGAUUCUAGCCCUUCAGAUGAAUAUGAUGCUGGCUCAGCAGUUAUAUAUCGAUGUGAUGCUGAUUACACCCUUAUUGGAAAUUCAACUAUUUCAUGUACAGUUGCAGCAAAUGGUGUAGAUGGAAUGUGGGAUUCACCUCCACCUGAAUGUAAAAAGGUCAAGUGUGAUAGACCAACCAUCCAAAAUGGGAGAGUGACAAAUGUGUUUCAAGCUAUAUAUACAUAUAACAGUGGCAUAUCGUUUCAAUGCAACUCUGGCUACACUUUGGUAGGGGCUGCUUUUGUUAAAUGUGAUGCUAAUAGUAAAUGGAAUCCUCCUGUUCCCAGCUGUGUUGAGAGUGUAGCCCCCACCCCUACCAAACCAACCAGACCCCCCACACCUGCUGUUCCUCCUACCCCCCCAAUUCCCCCUAUGCCUGGCACUGAAGAUGAAACUGAAGAAAUUCCAGUGUCCCCAACCCCAAGUGAAACAACUCCCUCAGGAUCUGGCAAAACUGUUGCAAUUGUUUUUGGAGCUGUCCUUGCUGUUAUAGUUCUGGGUGCUUUAAUUUUUGCAGUUGUGAAAUGGGUCUUUCCCAAGGGGAAAGCUAACACUCAUCCUGCCUCUCCUGAUGCUUAUCGAGUAGUUUCAGAUAGAGAUAUGCCUUUGGAAGAAAAACAACCAAAAGACUGAUCUGAGUCCAUCGAACUUCUGCAAUAAAACUUCAGUAAUCUUUCAACCAUUUCCCACUUAAGAACUGAAAAUGGGAACUUGGUGAAGAUUUGAGUCAAAAGCUUUAGUUAUACUCAUAGUUCUACAGUGUGGCCAUUGGAUGAAGCUCUUGGCGCAUGAAGCAAUCAUCAUUUGAUCUAAAAAAAUACUCCUUUUGCAGAUGCUGCUUCUAAUUCUAGUAAUUUGCAUUUAAAUCCUUUCAGAGUAUCUCAGCGUGUCUGCUUCUAUAUCCCUCAGAUGCAGAAUCUGAGGGGAGCCGCCAUGUCUCUACUUCAGGGAUGAUGCAUUAUCUUGUUACCAAGAUAUGACUAUUCUUGAAUGGAAGAUUCGGCAAGUUUCUGUAUAGUUCUCUUAACAGCCUGGCUCUUAAAUCUGCUGCUGAGUUCAGCAGCAUGGCACCAAAAGAAAAGUUACCUUGCUUCCUGAGUUUUAGAUUUAUGUUAAAACAGUGAGCUGUGCCUGAUCAAAAUUGCAUUCUGUUUUAUAUUUUAACAGUCAACAUAAAUUUUGCAAACUUAAGGAAAUAAAUUAAGGGACACUUUUGAGACACGUGUCUUAGUGAGGAAGACUCAGUUUAUGUCAUUGUAAUCACUGUGAUGAGAAAGUGUUGUGUUUUGACUGAAUGGAGCCCAGCCUGUAAUAUUCAGCCUAUGUGUUGGGGGGGGAGGGAGGGAGUAAUGAAACCUGUGUUGCAAUGCCCUGUGUGACAUUGCAACACACAUUCUGUCAUUUUGGCAUCAGCCUGGCUAGCUGUGGAUGCCUGUGGUAUUCAAGGAAUAGUUUGUUUGCAAAAGUUUUAUUUGUAAACCUUAUUGUAUUCCUUCUUAUGUGGGAAAAAUGAAUUAAAUGUGAUGUCUGUAUAUAAAGAAAUGUCUGACAAUGGUAAUAUUAAAGGUUGAAUUGAACAGAA
Messenger RNA from Python bivittatus (Burmese python), 2272 nucleotides. NCBI's taxonomy places the organism in Eukaryota, Metazoa, Chordata, Lepidosauria, Squamata, Pythonidae. The record is from RefSeq and is a predicted model, not a curated record.